AUGUCACAUGGAAAUGGUCAUCGUCAUCCUCGAAAUUUCUUGCUUGAUCAUGCCCCACAGUUUGGGGUUAAAUUUGGUGAUGGGAAAAGUAACCGCGUUAAACAUAUUGCUGAAUGGAUAGGAACAGACCAUAAAAUGGAUAACGGUCUGACACCUUAUGCAUUCAUGGAAUAUGACGUCGAACAUCAUGAUAAUUGUUUAAAUAUAAAUUUGGAUGAAACAAUUAAAUCAGUUAAAUGUGUUGAUCAAACAUCGCAAAGUUUAACUCUUCACUUUUCUAAACAGCAAGAUUUGGAAAAUUUUGAAAGAUCCUUAGUUGUCCACUCAACAAAAUUAGUUGGUCAUUGUGAUGAUAAGCAAAUGUUUUAUCGUUUAGUUACAGAUUAUGACAUUAAUUUAACAGGAAAAAAAAUUGAAAUCUACACACGUCAUUUAUCUUUAGUACAUUUGUUUAAAAAUGCUAAUGUUAAAUUUCACUCGAAUGCAGCUCACUUAUUAGGCUCUUAUUCGGAAAAUGUCGAAAUGGCACCAUCAUCACUAUCGGCCACAACACCGGCAACGCUAGUGCGAAGGCAACGAAGUAUCUUCUCCUCUAUUGGAAAUGCUUUUAAGUCACUUGUCAAAACGGUCGUAACUGUUGUGAAACAAGUUGUGACAAGUGUGGUUGAUCUAGGAUUAAAAGCACUUGGCCUCUACAACACAGACAUACAGAAAACAGGCACCAUUGGAAUGGCUAUUACGGGUAAACUGGGCAUAAAUCUGAUUCUUAAAGCAGAAGCAAGUGGUUCAUAUUCUUAUUCAAAUAGUUACACACCCAAAGGUCUCUCAACAACGCUGGGAAGCUUCUCAUUUGUAAUUGUAAUUAUUCCAAUUAAUAUACAACUUGAUGCAGCAUUAUCAAUAACGUUUGGUUUGGAGUUUAAUAUAGCUGCUUCUGUAACAACCGGUCUUAGUUAUUCAAAAUCAGCUAAACUUGGUCUCCAAUACACAGGUGAGACAAGAGGUAGUGGUAAUUUAAGAAUAAGCAUACAUUCUAAAAAACUUGCGGGAAAAAACGACCACGUUGUUAGAGAUCCGCAUCAAGCUGGACGUCUUUUAUGGCUAAUUAGCUACAGUCAGUUUGAUCCUGCUACACAAGAAUUUCACAAACCAAGUGUGUCAGUGGAGUUGACAAGUUCAAUACAACUUGGUUUUGAAGUAUCUUUUACGGUAACAUUGGAAUUUGUUCUAACUGGUACACUGGGAUUAACUCCCUAUUUAACGUAUGAUAUUUCCGUUCAACAAAAUUCACAAAACAAAUCACAAUAUGAUGCUACUGGAGUUUUAUCAAUUCAUUUUGAUAUAACUGUGCAAGGAACAUUAGGAAUUAUGAUAAAAGGAGUUGCCAUUGGUCCGAAGCUUACCUCACCCACAUAUACAUUAUAUGCGUUCACACAGCAACUUCUCUCAAUUUCACAUUAUAUCGGCAGUGGUCCACCAAGUCCGCAAAUAACAUCAACAUUAGUUCCCGUGAAAGGUUCCAGUGCAGAUUCUGGCAGUAUGUAUUUUUCUGUAAAGUACACUCUCAGGAAACCCUUGGUACUGAUGUUUGGUUUUAGGCUUUAUUCUCUUUUCAAUGCAUGUUUUCGAAGCUUUCUCCGAUUAUAGUGUAAAUCUGAAUAGAUGUCAGUUACCAAAUUCUGAGUCUUUCUUCGAAAGGAAGUAGUCCUCAGUUCCCAUAGUUCACUGCUAUUAAUGAUCAACAAAAAAAUAUAUUUCUUUUUCUCAACCAACAUUCAGCUCAUUCUUGAGUCAAUUUUUAUUAAACGAAUCUCUGUCUAGCCUCGAUACUUAAAGUCGAAUUCGUUGGUCGCAGCUGGAACUCAAAAUCUAGGUGAUUGGAAAUUGUUAGAAAUUCAGAUAUGUACUAAGAAAGGAAGGUGUUAAGUGCCAUUGCACGGUAGAAGUAGCCAUUUCUCACAUAAGUUGUUGAAUCGAUGUCGGAGUUUUUUAUUCACACUUGUGCAAUAGGUAGCAGCGACAUACUUAAGAAAAUUCACAAAAGUUUUCCAUCGG
Messenger RNA from Didymodactylos carnosus, 2055 nucleotides. Lineage: Eukaryota; Metazoa; Rotifera; Eurotatoria; Philodinida; Philodinidae. The record is from the annotation of a GenBank genome assembly.